ACAACGGCACGAUGAUAGCAGCAUUUGCAAUAGGUGUCAUACUAGGCGUUGUCGCCCCUCCCACCGCUGGGCAACUGUCAUCCACGACGGCCUUCUUCACCGUCGCCGGUCCAGCUGUCUGCGACCCUGCAGAUUCGCACUUCACCAGUAACCCAUCCAACUGUUCGACCUUCACCCGGGAAGUAGGUGGCGUGGUGCGCGAGUACAGGUGCGCAGCAGGCAUGGUAUACAACGCUGACAUCAGUAUGUGUGACUGGCCGGUGAAUAGUCCCAUGUGUAAUGUUCCCUCUGAAAAUCCCCCGCUAUACGGCACCGUCCCCAGUGAAUGCCUGAUGCCGUGCUCUGUAACGUACGACGCAGUGUACCCGCUAUUCACCGCCACCCAGGUCAAAUGUGGCGAGUACUACAUCUGUAAUGGGGGACAACUCUUCACCGGAAAGUGUUCCGACAUUGGGAAUGGAGAGUUCCCGUUCUUUGAUUCAACAACGCGAUCCUGCGUGGGCCAGUUGGAGACGAUUAAUGUCAACUGUCCCCCAGGGUCGGCCUAGAGGAGGCGUGUUUGGUUCAGACCGUCCUCAACAGUCACGUUAUAUUCCUCGAAUUCAUGGAAUGGACUUUAUGUAUCGAAACAUGUUCACAAAGUUUAAUUAAAUUUAAAUUUGAUAUUACGUGUUCUAUUCUUAACGAACAAAGGAGAACAAAUUAAAAGAUUAAAAUUCCUCACCUUUUCCUGAUUGUGAGUACGGUCGUGCUUUUGCGCCUACAAGAAGAAUAUCCUAGAACAUUCUUUGGCCAUUAAAAAGAACAUAUUCAAA
Molecule: messenger RNA, 815 nt
Organism: Haliotis rufescens (red abalone)
Lineage: Eukaryota; Metazoa; Mollusca; Gastropoda; Lepetellida; Haliotidae
Exons: 4
Coding region: 12-548 (178 amino acids)
Cellular component (GO): extracellular region
Molecular function (GO): chitin binding
Source: RefSeq, a predicted model, not a curated record